ACAGAAAAAAAGGGGAUGGUUAGAGAGAAUAACAAUAAUAAUAACUGAGAAAAAAAGAAGAUAUGGUUGAAGAAGAAGAAGAAGAAGAAGAAGAAGAAGAAGAAGAAGAAUGGGAAGAGUAAAAUUGAAGAUAAAGAGAUUAGAGAAUACAAACGGAAGACAAUCGACUUAUUCUAAACGAAAGAAUGGGAUUAUGAAGAAGGCUAAGGAAUUAUCUAUUUUAUGUGAUGUUGAUAUCAUUCUUCUCAUGUUUUCACCUACUGGAAAGCCCAAUCUUUCUUGUGAAAAACGCAGCUUUGAGGAGGUAAUCGCUAGAUUUGCUCAACAAACCCCUCAGGAAAGAACGAAAAGGAAAAUGGAAAGCAUUGAUUCACUGCGGAAAACUUUCAAGAAAUUAGACCACGAUGUCAACAUAGACGAUUUGCUAGGAACAAGUAGCCAAACGAUUGAGGAUUUGACCGGCCAAGCAAAGUUAUUGAGGACCCAACUUUCUGAAGUACAUCAGAGACUAAGCUGUUGGAGAAACCCUGACAAGAUAAACAAUGUGGAUCAUUUGUCCCAAAUGGAGGAUUCGAUGAGAGAAACACUUAAUCAAGUUCGAUUGCAUAAGGACAAUCUGCAGAAGCAUCCUCCAGUACCAUUAGAGUUCACUAAUCAGGAUGGAAUGCAUUUAACUUUUGAUAUGAGUGUUGAGCAACAAAUUCAACAACUCCAACACUUCUCUUGGAUUCCCAAUGAUAGCCAAAAUAUAGUUUUACAUGAUGAUCCAAACUUCGUUCUCCAUCGGGAUGCGGAGUGCUCUGCAAGUUCCUCCUUUACUAGUUAUCCUGGUUAUUUCGGCACAGGACGGAGUCCGGAGAUUUCAAAUUCUGGACAAGAAAAUGGUGUCCUCCCGGAACUAAGCAGAACAGAAGCUCUAAGGCCCCAGCUAGGAGGGCAAAAUUCCUACAUGUCGUAUAAUGUUAAUUUUUUUAAUGACCCAACAUUUCAACCUGCAGCAGAGAUGAACCUGCCAAUAAAUCCUGUAGAUUAUCAUGUUAAUGGGAACUUGGACACCACUCAACACAAUUGGGCUUCUUCUUCUGGCCCUUGUGCUGUUUCAUUGUUAGAUGAUCGCUUGUUUCCUUGAUACAGUAAUUCUGGGAAAAGUUGAUCGCGUACCUGACAGUUUGAGGAUGAUUUUGAACUAUGUUCAACUCGUCUUGUUCAAGUUCAUCGAUACCACGCAACUAUAGCUUACAGCAAGAAGCCGAUAGCCUAAUAGAAACACUAUUUCAGAAGCACCCUCUCGAGGUGGCUGUCACCGAGCAAAGGAGACUCGGCGCUUACUCUCCAUGAAAUGAGGUUUCAGGGAGUUGUUUUCUUUUUCUUGAUCCCUGACUGUCUUGUUUGGCAGCUAAGGCACUGUCUUUGAUUUGCUCCCGCUGAUAUGGAGCUGUAAAUAAAAGUAGCAACAUAGCACACAAGUUAUAGUUAAACGUCUUCUUCAGUUGGCUGAUACUAAUUCAACAUGUUUAGUAACUUGUCUGUCCUAUAAGACAGAGACUAAGAAUAAAAGCAAAUAAUUUUCUGA
Cucumis sativus (cucumber) is the source of this 1573-nucleotide messenger RNA. RefSeq names its product agamous-like MADS-box protein AGL30. Gene Ontology annotation, biological process: positive regulation of transcription by RNA polymerase II. The record is from RefSeq and is a predicted model, not a curated record. Gene Ontology annotation, molecular function: protein dimerization activity; DNA-binding transcription factor activity, RNA polymerase II-specific; RNA polymerase II cis-regulatory region sequence-specific DNA binding. NCBI's taxonomy places the organism in Eukaryota, Viridiplantae, Streptophyta, Magnoliopsida, Cucurbitales, Cucurbitaceae. Bases 110 to 1129 code for a protein of 339 amino acids. The transcript is spliced from 11 exons.